AUGCCCAUGCUGCGAGAAGACGACGCAGGCCAGCAAGAUGCUGUGCCAGAUGUGCCGGAUCAUGUCGAAGAUAAUUUCACCAGAAUAAUUCCUCCACAGUUGCAAGCGGGUCUCCCAAGGUCAUUGAGCAGGAAACUGUCAGAAGAAAGUAUCAGAACCGAGUUGUGUGAGGGACCUAUACCGGAUAGCCCUCCCGUCCCUUUCAAGUCGACCACGCCUGAGCCACCAUCACAUGCCGUCUCUGACCGCGCCGAGUUGAUUGAACGCAUCAAGAGAGGGGAAAGCCCUACCUGGGUGCCCAAUCGUCAUCUGGGAUCGUUGUUCCAGCAAGACAAUAUCUCGCUGCCGCCUCGAACACCGCCACCACCACCACCACCACCUGCGUCCAUGUCCCCGGGGCUACUACCUCCCCCUACCAUAACACCCGAGAAAAAGGAUGGGGUUGUGGUCGGGCUGCAACCUGAUGCUCAACUUCAGGAAGGACUAAAUAUCGAAAGACCACGAUCCGCGCUCCAUAGCGGCAAUUUCACACCGCAAGAGCUGUCUCCUGGUGAGGUAGAGAAGGAAGCGAGGCAAAGUCAUCACAACCCCUUUCAACCGCCCAGCAGUGCUCCAUGGAUUGCGACCUCACCACCAAGAGACUUUCAUCCCUUUGGUUACGGGAAUGCAGCUGCAAGCCACCGCAAGGAUGCGUUCGACUACCGCAAGGAGGCCUUUGGUACACCAGGAACACCUUCACUUAGCUCAUCUCUUUCAUCAAGCUUUGUCUACAAGCCACCAACGAGUCCGCUUGUUCAAUCAGAGAUCAACGAGGAAAUCGACUUGGCGCUACCUUUGAAUAGUAUCAAUAUUGCUUCGAGUAGUCCCCGGGUGAGCCCACGAAGGCACACACUCAACUUCGGACCAUCCUCCUUCAACAAUGUGGCUGGCCAGAGACAAGUGGCCCAACGUCGUGAGGGUAAUCACCCAUAUCAAGCCCACCAACCUCGACGAUCUCUGAAUUCAACUCCUGUAUUUUCCUUUGCCGGCUCACCACCACCACCACCACCACCCACCCCUUGGAGUGCAAGACGACCGUCGGUGGGCUCAGAGGCAUCCCCUCUCCAUCACGCCUCCCUAGUCGGAUCCUACGAGGAGAGCAUCCUCCGAGGUCGCAUGUCAACCACCCCCUCCAAACCUCUAGAAUUCAUGGCCCAAAUCGGAGUUCUCGGUCUAGGAAAAUGCAAGUCCAGCCUCCGCUGCCCACCACAUGUCACCCUCCCCUUCUCGGCCGUCUUUUACAGUUACGCCAGCACCUCCCAUGGCAGAAGCAAAACAGACGAUGGCCCAAGUCCAUACGUAGGGAAUAUCGAUCUCGAGAAUGGACUCACCAACUCCGACGAGGGCCAAAGAGCAAAGAGGAAACUCCAGUCACGAUACCCCGAGCGGAAGGUCACAGCAGCAGAAGAUGAUGAUGACGAAACCGGCGACCACCUCUCCGACAGUAGCAAAUACCCAACCAACAACAACAACAACAACAACAACAACAACAACAACAACAAUAACAACAACAACAACAACAACAACAACAACAACAACAACAACAACAACAACAACAACAACAACAGCAAGAAACGCCGCUCCCGCUCCCCCAAAUCACCCCCCGGGGGUCGGUACCGCAUCCCGGAAAAGGGACAACUCCAAAUCAUCAUCAAGAACCAAAACAAAACGGCGGUCAAGCUCUUUCUUGUCCCUUACGACCUUGCGGGGAUGGAGCCAGGGACGAAAACUUUUGUCAGGCAGAGGAGUUACUCGGCCGGUCCGAUACUGGAGACUAAAGUCCCUGAUAUCAAACCUGUCGUCGACGCCAACACGUUGGGUAGUGACAGGGCGACGCUUCGUUAUUUGGUUCACUUGCAUAUUUGCUGCCCGGCAAAGGGGAGGUAUUAUUUGUAUAAAUCGAUCAGGGUAGUGUUUGCCAAUAGGGUUCCCGAUGGGAAGGAGAAGCUCAGGAAUGAGAUUACGCAUCCCGAUCCGAGGUUCUCGCCUUAUAAGCCGGUGAGGGUGAUGGGUCCUUCUCCGGUGGUGGGUGGGGGUCAGGGUGAGAGGAGGAGGAGUGUUGGGUUUGCUUUGCAGCAGCAACAACAACAACAACAACAACAAGAUCAACCGCGGGUGGCUUUCGGUGCUUCUGGGAGUCUGCCGAGGGGGUUUCAGCAGCCAUUGCAACAAACACCGGAGAGGGGGGGUGAUAAUAUGGAGGAGGGUAUAUCGCCUAUGUUGGGGGUGCAAAUGACUGGUUUGGUUGCAGCGAGUUAUGAUAAACUCAGCAAGGGAGCUGUUGGUUAUGGCGGGAACACCACUGUGGGAAGCACACCGUCGGCGGGACUGCUGUCUCAAAGGCUGAGGUCGCUCGGGGAGCAAGAUAGACGGCCGUUUCAGCAGCCAAAUUCGGAGUUAGCAUGA
Podospora pseudocomata is the source of this 2445-nucleotide messenger RNA. RefSeq lists its product as uncharacterized. NCBI's taxonomy places the organism in Eukaryota, Fungi, Ascomycota, Sordariomycetes, Sordariales, Podosporaceae. The coding region runs from base 1 to 2445 and encodes 814 amino acids. The record is from RefSeq and is a predicted model, not a curated record. The transcript has a single exon.